CACAAGGUAUCUUACAAGACUGGGACGUUUUCCUCAGCUUUCUGUCCAUUUCGGUUACACUGUAUAAAGGAUAAUGGAGUGAGGGGUUCAUUUUUGUCUCUUAUCAUACGAUGCAUUCUAUUAAACGGGAAAAAUAAGGCGAUGUUUCUCUUUACGGUGAAGAAGCAGUUUCUUCCGGACUAUCCUAUUUCUACAGCUUUCAUUUCUGCACCGGAUAAUUUGUAUUGGAUAGCCUGCCAACCUGAUACUGCCAAUGGCUGGUUGAGCUCACCAUACUUAUACCUAACAGCCAUGGUAUACAGGGAACAAUGAUAUUUCUGUGGGUACCGUUCACCAUCUGAUUUUGCUCAAAAUGAACUUGGACUGACCUGGCAGGCACACCCACGAUAUACUUAUUAAUUUUGACAGGUUCAAGAUGUCAUCUGUGACUUUGUCCGAGGUCACCCAGAUGUCACUGAAAGAUCUGCCCAUGGAUAACUGGAUGGCCCACCUACCAGAUGCGCUGUGGGACAUCCCUUUAUCUAAUUUAUCUAUACCAGGAAGUCACAAUGCUAUAACUUACUGUUUGGAUAAAAAUGACCAUUCCCCCGUUGACCUCACACAGCCUGAUAUGCUAAAGAAACUAGACAAGUACAUGAAGCCUCUCAUAAGGCCAUUUGUGUACAAAUGGGCAAUAACACAGGAGUCCAGUGUGAGGGAGCAGUUAGACUGUGGUGUGAGAUACUGUGAUCUGAGGAUAGCGCAUCGGCCAAAUGACAGCUCCUCCGACCUCUACUUCUACCAUGGGGUUUAUACCACUAUUACCGUAGAGACAGUACUGAAGGAAAUCACAGCAUGGCUGGAUGUCCAUCCUAAAGAGAUAGUCGUCCUGUCCUUCAGCCAUUUCCUUGGUCUCAGUCAGGACCUCCAUGCGCUGCUCAUCUCCACCAUAAAGAGUGUGUUCAACUCAAGGCUGUGUCCAAAAAUGGAACUUGUCACACUGAGGAAUUUGUGGAGUUUAGGUUACCAAGUGAUUGUCUCAUACGAGCACAAUGUGGCCAAUUGCCAUAGAGAGCUGUGGUUUCAUAUACCUUACUGGUGGGCGAACAAAUGCAAAGCAGAAGAACUUAUUGAGGAGUUUGAACACAGAAAACAACUUGGCCGCCCAGGAGGGUUCUUUGUGACUGGCAUCAAUCUCACUGAAGACCUGAAGUACAUAUGUUCCCAUCCCACAGAGUCACUGAAGGACAUGGUGAUGUCCACAUACCCAACACUGCUUGACUGGGUUAGAAAGCAGAAGCCUGGCCCCAACACUGGCUCCCUCAACAUCAUAGCAGGGGACUUUGUGUCAGAGAGCCAGUUCAUACCAACUGUCAUAGCACUAAAUGAAAACUUGCUUGGUAGGAGCACACGAUGAUGAUGGUAAAGCAAUGUAUGUUUUGGUUGGCUCCACCUUCGAUGUGUCUCCCAUAAAAUGUGCUCGUUUUCUGAAAAAACCUUUAGAUGUUUUAAACUUUUUAUUAGUCAUAAUGAAUAGUUUUCAGGUUCAGAGUAGGAAAAUAUAUAGAAUUUUUAAGACACCACUAAUUAAUCAUAUUGUUGAUGAACUGUCCUCAUUCCAAUAUUUUACCUCUUGUACUUGCAAUAUUUAUUAGAGAUUUAUAUUGGCAUGUAAGGAUUUUUUUUUUACUUGAAAUGAUGGGAGUCAGUCCUAAAAGCAUCAUAAAAGACACACACUGACCCUAUUGGCAGUUGCCAUUCCAAAGCAGGAUAUAAGCAUGCUCUCUGUUAGGAGGCAGAUAGCUACUUAACGUUCCAUUUCCUGAAACAAAUACAACACUGCUCUGCCCAGGAAGGCAUAUGUGAAUGCAAUUGAAAUCUGGCCCAAAUGCAACACAAUUACUGGGUAAAACAAGCCUGUAUAAUGAUGUCAUUUUAGGUAUUGAAAUGUAUUUUGUAGAAUAUUCAAAAUACACUGGGUAAGCACAAUUUCAUGUAGGACAUAACCUUAAAAUACUCACUGAUCAUGUCAAUAAGAGGCAACUGAAGAAAAUAAAUAUGCAAAAAAAAAAAGGUAUGUAAAAUGAUUGUAAGGUAGAAUUUUUCAUUUAUAGGGUAUAUGGAAUGUUACAUGGUCAGAUUGCCAAAUGACGUCUUAUGGGAAUCUGAGCUAUGAAAAUGCCAUUUUUGUAUAGUAAUCAAGGCAACAAAGAUAUAUGUGAGGGACAAAUUAUGCUGUCAGCCAUGAAAUUGGCAGUGAUUGCCAAUUUACCGCUUUUGAGGAACUGAUGUCUAUUGUGUAUUAUUAAUAUGGUAUAAAUUUAUAGAGAAAAAGUUGAGAGCAUAAUACAUCAUACAGAAUGUACUUCAAACAGAACACCAAACUGAUAACAGCGUCACAAUUUCAAAUAUGUAUGAGGCUGAAGGUGGUCUUCACAGGAUGCCUCCACACAUUCAUUUACAAAUCAACAUAAUGUAAUUUAAUAAUUAUAAUAAAAUCUAGAUCCCAAUAUAUGGACUAACAUGCUGAGGACACAAUAACAAUAUAGCCUAUCUGUGAAUGUUAUCUUACAAUCCAAAGCAUGAAUAGUAUUUCUUUAGUGUUUGCCCCACAAAUGUUCUCUUCACAACAGACAAUGCAUGCCCUUCAGUCAUCAAAGUCAUGCACUACAAUAGCCCUUUUGGAAAACAACAAGCAUUUGAAUGAAUAAUUACACCAUACAAUACUAUAGCUAUUAGCUAUUAUACACUUUGUACACUGCUGAAUGCCUGAAAAAGGGAACCUGAACAUGUGUAAAAUUCAAUGGUAUGGAAAUAAAUAUUUUUAAAUGUUCCUCAUAUUCU
This is a messenger RNA of Electrophorus electricus (electric eel), 2823 nucleotides long. RefSeq names its product phosphatidylinositol-specific phospholipase C, X domain containing 1, tandem duplicate 1 (gene plcxd1.1). Gene Ontology annotation, biological process: lipid metabolic process. NCBI's taxonomy places the organism in Eukaryota, Metazoa, Chordata, Actinopteri, Gymnotiformes, Gymnotidae. The record is from RefSeq and is a predicted model, not a curated record. Gene Ontology annotation, molecular function: phosphoric diester hydrolase activity.